AUGAAAAUUGUAUUAGUUUUAUUCUUUGUUAUAACAAUAUAAUCUGAAAGAUUAUUGGUUUCUUACGAUAAUGGAUUUGUUGAUGAUGAUAAUGAUUUUGCUGGUGGAGUAUUUCCUAUAACAGAUUCUAAUUCUGAUGUACUACAUGUAAAUCUAAUUAAGAAUUAUAAUAAAGCUCUUUAAUAUGCAUAAAAACAUUAUGCUGAAAGUUGCAAAUUGAAUGAUUUAUAAUGGGAGAGUUUGGAUGGUUCAAAGAAUUAGAUGGUAUAAGGAAUGUUGUAUUAUGUAAAUGUGUUUAGGAUUAUAGUUCAAUGUAACAAUGAAGGGAAAUGAGAAACAAGAGAAAUAUGAGAUUAAAGUUUGGAUUUAAGUAGAUAGAGAAUAAACUAUUGAAAUUACUUAAUGUAAAAAAUUAUGA
This is a messenger RNA of Paramecium pentaurelia, 418 nucleotides long. Lineage: Eukaryota; Ciliophora; Oligohymenophorea; Peniculida; Parameciidae. The record is from the annotation of a GenBank genome assembly.